AUGUGUAAGCACAAGAAGGGACAAAGUUCCAACAAUCAAGCCAAUUUCGUGGAAAAUGACAAUUUGGUUGGCAUCAUUUCUGAGGGAAUUCAAAAGCCUGCAUGGUUAGAAGCACUUUAUAACCAAAAGUUCUUUGUGGGAUGUUCAUUUCAUGAGACUGCAAAGAAGAAUGAGAAGAACAUUUGUUGUUUGGAUUGUUGUAUUAGUAUUUGCCCUCAUUGCUUGUCGUCUCACCGAUUCCAUCGUCUUCUUCAAGUUCGUCGAUAUGUUUAUCACGACGUCGUUCGACUCGAAGAUCUUCAAAAACUUAUAGAUUGCUCCAAUGUUCAGCCUUAUACCAUAAAUAGUGCCAAAGUGGUGUUCAUCAAGAAGAGACCUCAAAAUAGACAAUUUAAAGGGUCUGGAAAUUAUUGCACUUCUUGUGAUAGAAGUCUUCAAGAACCUUAUGUCCAUUGCUCUCUUGGAUGCAAGGUGGAUUUUGUGUUGAAGCAUAAGAGAGACUUAACUUCUUACCUUAGAUCAUGCAAUUCUCUCCCACUUAGUAUGGAUUUUUUAGUUCCACAAGAGGUAGGAGAUGACGAGAUGACAAACGAGACUCCUCGUUCGACGGUUGUGGACUACGACGAGCCAAUGAGCUCGUCUUCAGGAUCCGAGAACAUGAGCAUAGCUCAACCACCCAUUGUUCGAAAGAAAAGAAGUGGUCUUUGUUUGUGUGGAAGAUCAACUAGAAAGAUAUCUAGUGAAGACAUAGCAACAAGUAUGAGCAUAAGUAGAAGGAAAGGCAUCCCUCAUAGAUCUCCCUUGUGUUAA
This is a messenger RNA of Benincasa hispida (wax gourd), 810 nucleotides long. NCBI's taxonomy places the organism in Eukaryota, Viridiplantae, Streptophyta, Magnoliopsida, Cucurbitales, Cucurbitaceae. The record is from RefSeq and is a predicted model, not a curated record.